This is a messenger RNA of Dermatophagoides farinae (American house dust mite), 4135 nucleotides long. RefSeq names its product Chondrocyte-derived ezrin-like domain containing protein (gene Cdep). Lineage: Eukaryota; Metazoa; Arthropoda; Arachnida; Sarcoptiformes; Pyroglyphidae. The record is from RefSeq and is a predicted model, not a curated record. Gene Ontology annotation, molecular function: guanyl-nucleotide exchange factor activity. Gene Ontology annotation, cellular component: cytoskeleton.
UUUUCUUUUACAAAAAAAAAAAAAUUUUGUUUUUUUCUUGAUUCUAUCUACCGCCUUUUCUACAAAAUGGCCAUAUGGUUUACCAUUCAUUCAUUUGGUCUUCGUCUUUGUUGUCUUUUUGAUGAUCAUUGAUCAAUGAUCGACGCAUGUUCCAAGGCCGGUUUUUCUCCAUUCAUUCAUUCAUUCAUUCAUUUAUUCGGGAAUGGCUUCGUGUGUUCGAUGUUGAUUAUUGGUUUGUGUUUAAAAAACGAACGAAGACACCGUAUACAAAAGACCAAAGUAUACUCAUUAUCCAUUGAUGGUGGUGGUGGUGGUGGUGGCUGGUGGUGGCUGGUGGGUGAAUAGGAGCUAGAAAUAAAUUUUUCUAUAGGAAUGUUUGUGUGUGUAGUGUGUUUGUGUGUAUGUGUGUGUUGAUCAUCAUUUAUUUAUAUAUAUAAAAAGCGGCCGAAUAAAGAUAGAGACCCCAAAAAGAAGAUGAGUGUUGGUGUUAUAUAUUUAUUUAUUUUAUUUUUCAAUACAUUUUCUUCAAGUUCAUGACUGACGCGUAUCGAUCAUCAUCAUAAUAAUAUUCUUGAUGAUGGAUAAAAAUAUAUCUAUCUAUCUCUGUGUGUGUGUGUGUUUGUAUAUAUUUGAAUGUAUGAAAAAAAUGUAAACAUUUUGUGUAUGUGUGUGUGUGUGUGAAUGAAGAAUCUAAGAAUUUAUCGCCAUAGAUUCUGUCUAUUUUGAUUUUUUUGUUGUGUUUGUGUGUGUGUGUGUGUGUUUAUAAAAUUAUUCAAUCAACUAAUUGAUUGGAUGGACAGCAACAACAACAAAUGACUUUGUUUAUUUGUUGAAUCUGGGUGUGUGUUUGUUUUUCGGUAUUUGUUUAUGAUUAAAUCGAUCGAGCCCGAAUUUAUUAUGUUGAGAGAAAACAAAAAAUGGCCAAUAAUCAUCAUCAUAUGGAAUCAUCAUCAAUGAUGAUGGUAAAUAAUGUUGAAAAUACAUUAUCAAAACAACAAUCAAUUACAUCGACAUCAACGGCAACUACAUCGAAAAUGAAACGAUCAAUAACGGAUAAAUCGAUUGAUCAACCUGUAAAUAUUGUGAUUAAUUUUUUGGAUGAAUCAAAAACUGUUUUUCAAAUUCAUCAAAAAGCAUUGGCUAAAGAUUUAUUCUAUCAAGUAUGUGAAUCAUUGAAUCUUAUUGAAUUGGAUUAUUUUGGCCUAGAAUAUUAUGACAAGAAUAUGAUACAAUAUUGGCUGGAUUUAGAACGACCUAUUCAUCGUCAAUUGUCACUUUCAAUGGAUAAUUUAAAUAUGAAUUUUGCUGUAAAAUUCUAUACAACUGAACCAUCAAAAUUGGAAGAUGAAUUGACCAGAUAUUUAUUUGCAUUACAAAUAAAAAAAGAUUUAGCUUCAGGUGAUUUAAUCUGCAAUGAUAACACGGCUGCAUUAUUAUCGGCAUAUGCAAUUCAAGCAGAAUGUGGUGAUUUCAAUCCCAAUGAUUAUAAUGAUCAUCAUCAUUAUAUUUCACAAUUUAAAUUGAUAUCAAAUCAAGAUGAUGAUUUUGAAUUUAAAGUGAUGGAAAAUCAUAAAAAAUUAAUUGAUCUAUCACCUGCUGAAGCUGAUCUACAAUUAUUAGAGAUUGCUAAAGAAUUGGAAAUGUAUGGUGUUAAACUUUCAUCGGUUAAAGAUCAUGAAGGUGUACCAUUGAAUCUGGCCGUUGUACAUCAUGGUAUAUUGAUAUUUCAAAAUUAUACCAAAGUCAAUACAUUUGAUUGGAUUAAAAUACGUAAAUUAAGUUUUAAACGUAAAAGAUUUUUCAUUAAAUUACAUCAGGAAGAAUUUUUCGGUGAUGUUCUGGAAUUUGUAUUUCAACAUCGUAAUGAAUGUAAAAAUUUUUGGAAAAAAUGUAUUGAACAACAUUCGUUUUUUAAAUGUAUUGAAAUUAAACAAAAAACGAGGAAAAAAAUACGAAUCUUUAGCCGUGGUUCAUCAUUCAGAUAUACUGGACGUACACAACAACAGAUAUCUGAAUUUAUUAAAACAAAUAAUUCUAUUAACCAACAGCAACAACGAUCAUUUCAACGAUCGAAUAGUAUGAAAUUCAAUUCAUUACAAAAAGAUCCGCAUCAUCAUCAUCAUGAUAUUGGCUACAAUGUCGAUAAUAAUAAAAUGGUCAAUCAAAAUUCCGAUAAUUCAUCAAUAAUAAAUACCUGUAAUAAUAAUAAUAAUCACAAUAGCAACCAUAAUGUUAAUAAUCAUACAUCAUCAUCAUCAACAACAACAAUGACAACGAAUGCAAUAAAAAUGGUCAAUUAUCAUAAAAGUUGUGAUACAAUUGAUCAACAAUCAGUAUUUCAAAAUCAUGAUGAACCACCAUUAUUAUUAUCAUCACAAUCAUUCAUUGAUACAUUUCAUCAAACAUUGAAUCUAUCAAGUGUUAAUCUAAAUUCUACAUUAGAAUUUCGUGGAUUCAAACGACGUAUGAAUCAAGAUUAUUAUGUAUUUCGUGAUUUAGUCAUGUCUGAACGGACAUAUUUAAAAGAUUUGGAAUCAAUGCGUGAUUGGUUUAAAAAUGAUGUAUCAAAAGAACCAUCACGUUCAGCCGAAAUGUUAUCAUUAUUGGUUAAUGUAUCCGAGCCAUUGAUUGAUUUUCAUGAAAAAUUUCUACAUGACAUUGAAUAUAUACUGUUUAUAUGGGACAAGAAUGGAUUCGAUUCUUUACCACCAUUAAGUACGGUUUUGAAUGAAAUUCUUAAAUGGAUGUCGCAUUAUGAACAAAUAAUCGAACGUUUACCAUUCAUAUUGGAACGUAUUAAUUCAAAUUUUUGUUCAAAUAAAGAAUUUGAAUCAAUUUGUCGUGAAUUUGAAACGAAAAAAGGAUGCUAUUUACCAUAUACAUCAUUUCUAUUGAAACCAGCAUUUCAUCCAAGUUUUUAUGCUAAAAUCAUUCAAAAACUUAUCGAUUGUUAUUGUGCUAACCAUUGUGAUUAUUUAAAUUUAAAACGCCUUGUUGAACAGCUGAAUAAUUUUAAUCAUGAAUAUGCCAAUACAUUGGAUUCAUUGAUAAAUUUAGUCAUAUUAAUCGAAUUACAACGAGAUAUUGCCGGUUUUGUAAAUAUUGUUCAAUCUGGAAGGAGAUUUAUACGUGAAGGAUGUCUGCUAAAAUUAUCGAAAAAAGGAUUUCAACAAAGAUUAUUUUUCUUGUUCUCAGAUCUAUUGAUCUACGCUAGUCGUUCAACAUAUAUUAAUUUUCAAUUCAAAAUUCAUGGCUAUUUUUCACUAUAUAAUGUUUUCGUUGAAGAAACUGAAUCAAAAUUUGGACAAAAUUAUUGUUUUACAAUUUAUGUUGGAAAUAAGAUUCUUAUUCUUGCUGCCGGAUUGGAAUCAGAUCGUCAAUCAUGGAUACGAGCAAUCAAAGAAUCGGCAAUCGUAUUAUCAACACAGCCAUCAUCAUCGAUUUUACCAUCAAAUGAUUUAUUGGAUAAAAUUGAUUCGGCACUUAGUGAACAUUUGAAAAAUUUAAAUGAUCAUCAUAUUUCACAUACAACAAUUUCAACGAUGAAUAAUAAUGGUAAAAAUGGUGAUCAUUAUGGUGUUGGUGAUAAUAAUAAUGGUAAUAAUACACAAUCACGUACAAAUACAAUCAUUCAUGUUUGUUGGCAACGUAAUUGUACGAUAACCAGUGCUGAUUAUCGUUAUGCAUUAACGGUUUCAUUCAGUGGAUAUUUAUUAAGAAAAUUUAAAAACAGUAGCGGUUGGCAAAAACUUUGGGUAGAAUUUACACAUUUUUGUCUAUUUUUCUAUAAAUCAGCCGAGGACAAUUAUCCAUUGGCUAGUUUACCGGUGAUCGGUUAUACGGUAUCGAUACCAUCCGAUGCUGAUAAUAUGAGCAAAAAUUAUGUUUUUAAAUUACAAUUUAAAAAACAUGUUUAUUUUUUUCGUGCUGAAAGUGAAUAUGCAUUCAACAAAUGGAUGGAAGUGAUAAAAAAAUCAACCAGUACAUCAAUAGCAGCCAUUAUGCCAACGACGACGACGACCAUUGCCACUCCAAUCAUCGAUAAUUCUUCUUCUGUUGUCCAAUUGAAUUAAUUCAAUUUGAUUCUUUCAUUAUCGAUCAUAAUUUCAAAAUCAAAAUCAAAUUUUCUGUGUAA